AUGACCCACUCGUCGAACCCCUUCGCCGGCCCCGAGCCCUCCGCCGCCGCCAUCUGUUACCUCAACAUUGAAGGCUGGGUCCCUAUCCGUCUCGACAGCUCCAGCACAUUUUACUACGCGUGGAAGACCUAUUUCAACCUUAUCUUCCGCGAGUACUAUCUCACCGACCACAUCGACGGUUCCGUGGAAACCGCGUACAUGCGCACGGUCUCGAAGCACAUCUUCCACACGGUUGUCGCCGAGGACGACGACGCGUGCGACGUGUGGGCCAAGAUCAACGCGCUCUUCACCGACAACAAACUUCAACGCCUUGUUUUCUUAAAGCAGGAGUUCUUCGGCUGUCACCAGGACAACUCCACCAUCGAUGAGUACUGCAUGAGGCUCAAGAUGCUCGUCGAUGAGCUUCGCGACAUCGGCGCUAAGGUGCCUGAUGACCUCAUGCUCAGCACCCUCACCGCCGGCCUUACCGAGGACUUCGGCAACGCGGCGUCCAACCUCACCCUGCUGCCGUAG
Molecule: messenger RNA, 513 nt
Organism: Aegilops tauschii subsp. strangulata
Lineage: Eukaryota; Viridiplantae; Streptophyta; Magnoliopsida; Poales; Poaceae
Source: RefSeq, a predicted model, not a curated record